AUGGCCAGCCGCUCCUUCUGUGGGGCCAGGAACUUCAGCUCCUGCUCGGCAGUGGUGCCCAAGCCUGGGGCUCAUGGCUGCCUCACCACUGUGGGCUUCCGCUGGGGCAGCCCCAGGGGACCGGCCUACAGGUGCCUUGGGGGUUUUGGCAGCCGGAGCCUGUGUGCUGCGGGGUUGCCCCGGAUCGCAGUGGGCUGCAGACGGCCCCUCGGUGGCGGGGGCAGCUUUGGCUACCGAGCAGGGGGUCUUUGCGGGCCCAGCGCCCCCUGCAUCACCACCGUGUCGGUCAACGAGAGCCUCCUGACGCCCCUCAACCUGGAGAUCGACCCCAACGCGCAGUGCGUGAAGCACGAGGAGAAGGAGCAGAUCAAGUGUCUCAACAACAAGUUCGCCGCCUUCAUCCACAAGGUGCGCUUCCUGGAGCAGCAGAACAAGUUGCUGGAGACCAAGCUGCAGUUCGUGCAGAACCGCGACUACUACCAGGGCGGCCUGGAGCAGCUGUUUGAGGGCUACCUCCAGACGCUGCGGCGGGAGGCGGAGUACGCCGAGGCCGACAGCGGGCAGCUGUCCUCGGAGCUCAACCACGUGCAGGAGGCGCUGGAGGGCUACAAGAAGAAGUUUGAAGAUGAACUGACCUACAGGGCCACAGCGGAGAACGAGUUUGUGACGCUGAAGAAGGACGUGGACGAUGCCUAUCUGCGAAAGGCGGACUUGGAGGCCAAUGUGGAGGUGCUGGAGGAAGAGAUCAACUUCCUGCGGAGCGUCUAUGAGGAGGAAAUCUUCCUGCUCCAGUCACACAUCUCCGACACCUCGGUGGUGGUGAAGAUGGACAACAGCCGGGAGCUCAACAUGGAUGCGGCCGUGGCCGAGAUAAAGGCUCAAUAUGACGAUAUCGCCUGCCGCAGCAGGGCCGAGGCCGAGUCCUGGUACCGAACCAAGUGUGAGGAGAUGAAGGCCACGGUGACCCAGCAGGGUGAGAACCUGCGCAGAACCAAGGAUGAGCUCAGUGAAAUGAACCGCCUGAUCCAGAGGCUGACAACCGAGGUGGAGAACGCCAAGCAGCAGAACACCAAGCUGGAGGCAGCCGUGACGCAGUCUGAGCAGCAGGGCGAGGCGGCCCUGAGCGACGCCCGCUGCAAGCUGGCGGGGCUGGAGGAGGCCCUGCAGAAGGCCAAGCAGGACAUGGCGUGCCUGCUCAAGGAGUACCAGGAGGUGAUGAACUCCAAGCUGGGCCUGGACAUCGAGAUCGCCACCUACCGCCGCCUGCUGGAGGGCGAGGAGCAGAGGUUGUGCGAAGGCCUGGGCCCCGUCAACAUCUGUGUGAGCCGUUCACAGGGUGGCGUGGUCUGCGGGGACCUCACGUCCACGGUCACGCGUGGCCUCAGGGGGUUGGCCCUCAGCAGUGGUGCCCUGUGCUCCCCCUCUGUCGUGGGGGCCUGCUCCGGUGCCAAGUCUGUGCGGUUCACAUAA
Lepus europaeus (European hare) is the source of this 1470-nucleotide messenger RNA. Its product is annotated as keratin, type II cuticular Hb5-like. Lineage: Eukaryota; Metazoa; Chordata; Mammalia; Lagomorpha; Leporidae. Gene Ontology annotation, cellular component: keratin filament. The coding region runs from base 1 to 1470 and encodes 489 amino acids. Gene Ontology annotation, biological process: keratinization; intermediate filament organization. The transcript is spliced from 9 exons. Gene Ontology annotation, molecular function: structural constituent of skin epidermis. The record is from RefSeq and is a predicted model, not a curated record.